AUGAGGAUGAAAACCAAGAAUCACAAUCAUCAUCAUCAUAAAGCUCCCAUCAUCCAAUCAUCAAUCUUCCAAUUCACCACAACCCUUAUGGAGCCAAUGAAGAAGCUCAACCUCAAGAAUCCAACACUCCUCGACUCCCUCGACGACUCCAUAUCCAAGUUCCUCGACCGACAAAUCUCCCCUUCCAUCAACCCGACCCUCGUGCUUUCCGAGAACGACGCUCCUGUGGACGAGCUCCCCCCCACUCAGUGCCCCACGACCACCGGUGGGCCCCUCCCCCCGUGCCUCGACGGGCUCUACAUCCGCACGGGCCCAAACCCUCAGUUCUUACCCACGAGCCCUUACUAUGUCCUCGACGGCGAUGGGAUGCUCCACUCGACCCGUAUCUCGGCGGGUCGAGCCACCUUCUGCAGCCGCUACGUCCACACCCACAAGCACGACGUCGAGCGUCGGGCGGGUCGGCCUGUCGUCCCCAACUUCUUCGGGCUCUGCAGAGGCCGCCUCCUGGCGGCCGUUGCCCGUCUGACUGUGCUAACCGCCCGGGUUCUCUCGGGCCAGUUUGACCCGAAGAACCACGGGUUCGGGCCGGCCAACACGAACGUGGCCCUCUUAGGUGGCCGACUCUUCGCCAUGUGCGAGUCCGACCUCCCGUACGAGGUCGGAGUCACGGAGGACGGGGACGUGAAAACCCUCGGCCGAUACAAUUUUGGAAACGAGGACGACGAGCCAUUCCAAAACAUGACGGCCCACCCGAAGGUGGAUCGGGAGACGGGCGACGUGUUCGCGUACCGGUACGACUUCGCGCGCCCGUUCCUUACGUUCUACCGCAUAGAAGGUGGGGAGAAGAAACGAAAGGGCGUGCCGAUAGGGUCCGCGCGUGGUUGCACGAUCGCGCACGACUUCGCGCUCACCGGGUCCCACGCGGUACUCGUUGAGACGCAGAUUGCGGUCAACCCUUGGUGGGUUCUCGGAGGCCGGCCGCCGGUGAGGGUUGUCCCAGGAAAGUCGCCUCGGCUAGGGAUCAUCGGGAAGUAUGCAGAGGACGACCGGGACAUGGUGUGGGUCGACUCGCCCGGUUUCAACCCGCUCCAUUUCGCGAACGCGUGGGAGGAGGAAGGCGGUCGGGGGAUUGUCGAGAUGGUGGCCACGAACAUCACGCAGGUCGAGCACAUCUUAGACGACAUUGCGCGGGCCGGGCUAAAGCUCGAGAAGGUGACGGUAGACAUCGAGACCGGGCAAGUGACGAGGCGCACCAUGUCGACUCGGUUUCUCGACCUCGCGGUCGUCAAUCCAGCUUACGAAACCAAGAAGAACAGAUACGUAUACGCGGGGGAAAUCGGGUCGACAGCCGUGGUCGGGGUAGUGAAGCUCGACUUGUCGCUCAUGGACGAUGAGAAGUGCGAAGACUGCACGGUGGCCAGCCGACAAUACGGGCCAGGCUGCUACGGAAGCGAACCUUUUUUCGUGGCUAGGGAGCCCGAUAACCCGGCGGCUGAGGAGGAUGACGGGUAUUUAGUGACGUAUAUGCAUGAUGAGAAUAUUAAGGAAUCCAAAUUUUUGGUGAUGGACGCAAAAUCGCCGACCCUUGACAUUGUCGCCGCCGUCAGGCUGCCACAACGAGUUCCCAACGGCUUCCACGGUGUCUUUGUGCCUGAGAAUGAUCUCAUGAAAGUCAAAAUAAAUAAUUAA
This is a messenger RNA of Striga hermonthica, 1689 nucleotides long. NCBI's taxonomy places the organism in Eukaryota, Viridiplantae, Streptophyta, Magnoliopsida, Lamiales, Orobanchaceae. The record is from the annotation of a GenBank genome assembly.